AUGCGUAGUGAUAGUAUUCAAAAUUACUAACGGCGCUUGGAUGACCAGAAUGAAGAUAUUUAUUUCUCUUAAAUACAAAUGUUUAUGAUUUUCCGAUUGACACUGUGUGAAAAUUUGCUGCAGACAUGGAUCUAAGCCAUCUGAAAGUUGGAGUUAACGUUGACAUUCAACGAACUGAUGGACGGAUUCAUUCAGCUGUUAUCAGUGGGGUGAAUAACGACGCAAAAAGUGUCACAGUGGAAUGGUUUGAGCGAGGAGAGACAAAGGGGAAGGAGAUUGAAGCUGAUGCAAUAUUCAGUUUGAACCCCCACUUGAUGCAGGAGAAUCAAAAGCCAGGCGCACGUGACACACACUCAUCACAGAGUCAGAACGACAACGACGAUGAUGAUGAUUACACAUACGGUAGUGUCAGUCCUGUAGAUCAAGCCCCUCCUGCUGAGGGCAAGGGGCGCGGAAAAAAGGGAGGUACAGUGUCCAUACGAGGGAGUAACAGAGUGUCUGCUGCAAAUGCACAGGAAACUCCAAGGCUUAGCAAUAGAGUGUCAUCUUCAUCUUCUAAAGUUGGUUCUGCCCGGUCGCGACAGAGCUACGCAACGCGACCCCCAGCCACCCAGCAGAACCAGCAGAAUGGACAGAACGGUCAGAACGGUCAGGCUGAGCCAGCUGAGAGCAAGAAGCCUGGAAUACCAGUGGCAGAUCGGCGCAAAUCCAACUGUGUUAAAGAAGUAGAGCGUAUAGAACAGCGUAGAAAAGAGCGUCGAGAAAAGCAGGUGGCAAUCAAAGAACAGAUGGACGGGGAUUAUGACACAUCAGAUCCCAACUGGCAGUUUGCUGCAAUGAUCAAAGAGUUCCGGGCCCAUUUGGAUUAUCGGCCCUUGACCUCUUCUGAUCCAAUUGUGAACCAUCAGAUCUGCGUGUGCGUACGAAUCCGGCCUCUCAACAAGAAAGAGCAAGGCAAGAAGGAAGUUAGUGUGAUAACUGUACCGAACAAAGAAACUGUGAUAGUGCACGAGCCUAAAACAAAAGUGGACCUUACGAAGUACCUGGAAAACCAGAAUUUCCGAUUUGACUAUGCAUUUGAUGAAAACUCUUCCAAUGAGAUGGUCUAUAGGUAUACAGCCAAGCCACUUGUGGACUGUAUAUUUGAGAACGGCAUGGCUACAUGCUUUGCAUAUGGACAAACUGGGAGUGGAAAAACACAUACUAUGGGUGGAGAUUUCACUGGGGGAAAGGGCCAACAGGAAACUGCCAAGGGUAUUUACUGUCUAGCUGCUCGUGAUGUUUUUAAAUUAAUCCACACCAAAUACAAGAAAUCAGAACUGACAGUGGGUUCAAGUUUCUUUGAAAUAUACAGUGGGAAGGUAUUUGAUUUGCUGAACAAGAAACAGAAACUUCGAGUUCUUGAGGACCACAAAGGUCAAGUGCAGGUUGUAGGGUUGAAGGAGGAGGUUAUAAAUAGCGCAGACGACGUGUUGCGAUUGGUUGCUCACGGGACCAACGUUCGGACAUCUGGAGUGACGUCUGCCAAUCAACAUUCUUCACGAUCCCAUGCUGUGUUCCAGAUCAUCUUAAGGAAAAAAAGUACAGGGAAACUGCAUGGGAAGUUCUCCUUGAUAGAUCUAGCUGGUAAUGAACGAGGACAGGAUACCAAGAGUUCAGACAGACAAACCCGCAUGGAGGGGGCAGAAAUUAACAAGAGCUUACUGGCACUCAAGGAGUGCAUUCGAGCGUUGGGUCGUAAGGCUGGCGCCUACUUGCCGUUCCGAGCCAGCAAGCUGACACAGGUCCUGCGUGACUCCUUCAUAGGCGACAACUCCAGAACAUGCAUGAUCUCCAUGAUAUCUCCGGGGAUGGGCUGCUGUGAACACUCUCUGAACACUCUCAGAUAUGCUGAUAGAGUGAAGGAGCUGGGACCAGGGGGCCCUGUUGAAGGGAAGCCUGCUGAGAUUGACCUGUCUGGACACUACAAUAACCUGGGGGCCAUGUCCCCACAAAACAGCGCCCUAGCCCUGCUGAGAACCACAAAUCAAGACGAGGUCUCUGACGAGAUGAUGACGUUCCAUGAGAAGGUGAACCACAUGCAGGAGCUGGAGGAGGAGAUUAUUGAUGACCAGAAGUCACUCAUCGAUAACACUCAGAAAUGGCUGACAGAACAGAAGAAGCUCCUGAAACAGUCUGACGAGGUUGACUAUGAUGUAGAAGCAUAUGCGAAACAGUUAGAUGCUCUAUUAGGAAGUAAAAUAGAGGAACUUGUUAAACUGAAAGAGAAAGUUGCAAACUUCCGUGCUGACAUACAAGAGGAGGAAACACUGAGCAAGAACAUGAAAGCCAACAAGAAGAAAUGAGGGUCAUGAAUGAGCACAUCAUGUUCAAUGUCUGUCCCAUCAUUCUCAUAUCGGGCAUCAUGCUCCUAACUGUUUGCACACGUCCACUUGCACAUGGCUGGAUCUGUAUUCAGAUCUCAGUGCCAUCUUAGUGCAGUCUGAAAUUAACAUUGUAGUAUUAUUAUUUACACAGUUUUUUGUGGAGCUUUUAUAUAAUGCGAGAUGUGUUGUGGGAGAACCAAAGUGCAUUGGCUUAUCUGGAGACAAAAGGUUUCCCACCACAUGCCUCAUGUAUAAUAGUGUUGACAGUGACAUUGUAAAAUCUGAAUCUCUUAAAUAGCAAUCUUGACAUGUUCAUAUUGAGCUGUAUGUAUCAAUAGCGGGUCUAUGCUUGUAUUGUGUAGUUUACUGUCAGAAGAGGAAAAUUACCUAUUGGGAGCUAGACACUGUUACCAGCAUAUGGACAAAGAAGAUUGAUAGCUUUGUCCUGUGUUUAAAUGAUAAUAUUGUCUGGCAUUAGUUGUUUAUACAUUUCAAAGCUUGUUUGUGUCAGACUUCUUAAAGUGUCCUGCAUAAGCCGACUGUAAUGUAUGCAAUUUCUGUGUUCAUUCAUCAGUUAUACUGGUGUCUUAGCCAGUUUUCCUUGGUCAGCCUUGGCGUAUUAAUGUCUGCUCCGGCCUAUGCUUUGUGAUUUGUUUGGAUGUCUAACUGGGAUACUAUUAUAAUCAGUCUUCGCAACUUGCAUGAGAGUAAUAGAUGCCUGAAUAGGAAAAAAUAUUGGAAAACUAUUUCAAAUGUUAUGUGAGUUUAUGUACCAAUAGAAGGGUGCAGUUCAGCCCUUGCUUGUGUGCAAAUGUUUUAUUUAAAAAAAAACUCAUGACAAUUAUAUGCCAGAUUAAAUUUAGAAUAUGUUAUUGAUCAAUAUUGAUUCUUGAAAAGGUUUAACUUUUUUGUCUUGAUAUUUUUUUCUAUGAAAUACAGGAAGAUCAUUACCGCCAUGAGCAUAAGGCAAUAACACAAUUACAUGUACGCAGUUGUGUUACUUUAGAGCAAAGUUAUUAUUAGGUUUUUACCAUUGGUCAAUAUUUAUAACAUUAAACAAGUGAUCACCAUUGCCUUAGCCUGUAUGGCAGAGUUUUAUACACUUGAUGUAAUGGUCUGUGAAAAUAUGAUUUUAUUGUAUACUAUAAUGUACAAUAUAUUUCAAGUAUAGCCAAUUGAUCAAAAUGAUUAUCAUAUUGUCUAUUUCAAGGCAGAAUGAUUCAUCAUGAUAUGUGCACAUGAGACUUAUAUAGUCUUAUAUGGCUAUGAAGUGCCAAUAUGUUUUGAUAGUUUCCUAUUUUUUUUAGUGAAUUUUCAGAUAUAUACUCCACAUUUAAAAGUACACUACAAUUUUAUUAUUUACUUGUUUCAAAUGUAAAUACUGUCAUUUUCUACACUUUGUACCGCUUAUUAAUUUAUGCAUUUAUGUAUAUUGCCAUCUGCUGGUUUAUUUGAAUAUGUUGAGCACAGUUGUAUGGAUGAUGUAGAAACAAACACAAAAACUUAUGGGUUUUAAAAAUGGUUGUAUCACUUUAUUUGAUAGUAUGACAGUAUAUAUCAUACCCCUGUAUUUCAUGUAGAUGGAAUUUCAAUUGAUUGUUCACAGAAACCUGUGCAUUUGGAAAACGUCUCCAAUGCUGUAAAUAUAUGUAGCACAGGCAGGUGAUAUUAAUUGUAGUAUUUUUUUUUAUUAUGUGAUGUAUUGUUGUUAGUUUUCAUUUACAAAUACUACCAUUUGUCUCUCUAUGGCAUAGAUUUCAUGUCUAUGUAUAUGAAUAAAUCAUAAUAAAAUAUUGUAAUGCACGUGUGCAUCUCUUUUAUAGUUGUUUAUGCAGUCUUCGUCCCAUAUUAUAAAAUUAGACAAUGAUUUUUAGAAAAAUAAUGUAUAUAACAAGUUCUCUGCAGUUGUUCAUUUUGAUAUGAAAAAACAACAACACAAUUUAACCCAUUUAUGCCUAGCGCCUAGAAAAAAGGCCUUUGCAAACAGCUUAGACCCAGAUGAGACGCCGCAUGAUGUGGCAUCUCAUCAGGGUCUACGAUGUUUGCUUAAAGGAAUUUAUGUAAGAAAUAUUCUAAAUAUAGAAAUAAAUAUACUAGGCAUCCCUAAUUGUGGAAAUAAAUUGAUCAAAUUUAGAAGGAUGGGAGAGUCCACUAGGCAUAAAUGGGUUAAACAAAUACAUUUAGACAGAAGGCAAGAUUGAAGCAGGAUUUACUACAGAAUCAGGCUUCCCCUUGCCCACAGGCCAACUCACUUUUGGCAUCUACUUUGCCUCAAGUGAAAAAAGGUUGUCCUUAAAGUCAAUGUUUAUUUAAACUUAAAUGCAUGCAGUACAAGAUUUAUCUUGGCAAACAAUUACAUGUAUUAAGCUAAAUCAUUUUGUGAAUAAUUUUAACAGACACAAAUUGAGGUAAGAUAUAAUAUAAAACAUUCAGACAUGUUUUAUUUUUCUGAUACUUAUACACUACAAAUAUCACAGGUUGAAAUAAAAGUAGAAAAUAAAACUUCACUUAAUUGCUUUUCUUGCUUAAAACGGUUCUCAUUAUCCAUUUUUUUGGAAGUAUAUCCUUGAGGAUCUUACAAAUGGAGCCUUGCACAUACACUAUAGUAACCUUGUAUUUUUCACCUUGUCGGAAUAUUAUAGGGUUGGAAAAGGUUGAAUGCUCCUUUUUUGUGAUACCUUUUAAAUUAUGUUUGCUUAUUAACUAGCAUUUAUAGCUGUUUUGAUUUGGAAAAAUUCUUUGGAAUUAACUAAAUCAGUUUAAAUGUAAAUGAUACAAGAUAAUAUCCAAAAUUAAAUUAUAAAUGCAAAAUAUGAUACCAUGGCAAUAUCACUUUGAUAAUUGACUUUUCCUGAUGGGCUGACCUACUUUUGAGAAUCAAAUGUCCCUAUGAAUUUUAACAAGGCACAGGCAAGUAGGCAUCCACUUGAGUAUUCUCAUGUUUUUGACAAUUAAAUUUUUACAGAUGUUUAUUAAUUAUUUUAAAAUGUAUUUAGGAUGUUUCACAUUCUAAUUAAACUCUUUUGAGUAAUAUACCAGAUAUUCGCAGUGUUUAGACAUUAAUAUAUACAACUCAUUUCAUGUUAAAAUAUGUGCUCACAUUUAAACAUGAAACUAUAAGGUUUAUCAUUACCACUAGUUUGAUUUGAUGCAGUCAAUUUAUCAUUUUCAAUUUGCUUUAACUUACAUUAUGUAAAUCAUGUCGUUGGUUUGUUUGUUUUGUUAUUGCCCCCCCCCCCCCCCCCACUAACAGUAAUGAGGGAGUAGCAGGUUUUUGGGAGUGCAUGUCCUGUCAGUCAUUGUCAAACUCUUUUAAACUGUAUUUUUAAUUGUAACUCAUUUAUAUUUCGUCUAAUUUAUUUAUGCAAUUACUUGUAGUUAAUAGCUAUUAUAGGGUGUGUUUGUCAAAACAUGUAAACAGUGCAAAGUAAAGUAAAGUACAGGCUGAUAUUGUAAUCUAGCUACAUGUAUGUAUAUAUAAACUGUAUAAGAUUAUGGUUUGCUCAUAAUAGCUUGUAAUGAUUAUUUAUUUGUUCAAAAGUGAUUAAUCCCGUAAUAAAGAAUCUGCGAUAAUGACAUGUCUUUGAAACAUUGGUGGCGAUUAAAUGGGGGCCACAGUUAAAUGCGCUUUUUAUGCCAUGCAUAUUACAUAUUGUGUCCAGACAACUGUCUUGAAGUUUUUAAUAACAAGACAGUGUUCAAUAAAAAAUACAAAAAUA
Messenger RNA from Dreissena polymorpha, 6085 nucleotides. Its product is annotated as kinesin-like protein KIF2A. Lineage: Eukaryota; Metazoa; Mollusca; Bivalvia; Myida; Dreissenidae. Gene Ontology annotation, biological process: microtubule-based movement. Gene Ontology annotation, molecular function: ATP binding; microtubule binding; microtubule motor activity. The transcript has 23 exons. Bases 126 to 2345 code for a protein of 739 amino acids. The record is from RefSeq and is a predicted model, not a curated record.